Molecule: messenger RNA, 3273 nt
Organism: Coprinopsis cinerea okayama7#130
Lineage: Eukaryota; Fungi; Basidiomycota; Agaricomycetes; Agaricales; Psathyrellaceae
Exons: 5
Coding region: 1-3273 (1090 amino acids)
Molecular function (GO): protein binding
Source: RefSeq, a predicted model, not a curated record
AUGCCGGCCAAGGUCAUUUUGGAUGAAUUUGAGAUUGAGCAUAACCUCCACGAGGGUAUUGAUCUCGACGAUGUUUCGGUCACGAUAGCUGGCCUGGAAGAGGAACAGACUGUCAUUUUCAUGAGGGACUCGAGAAGCGCGCUCAGUUGGUCUGGCUACAUUCCGUUGCAUGGUGAUGAAAUCGGGAAGUUAACACUGGGAAGGCAUGAUAUUCGUCAAUUCUGGGCAAUGUCAGACAGCUACACAGAAGACGAGAGAGACUUUGUAACAUGCAAGAAGGGCCUGGCUUUGAAGCUGACAUUUGCAAUCAGUAAGACCUCUGCUUCCACCGAAGACUGUGGUUCACCAUCAGUUGUAGACCACCUGAGCCAGAUUGAGGACUCUGCGAUUUACACACCGGUCGAAAUCGAACAAAUGAUGAAGGAUGCUGCUCAGACACCUGCCCUAUUUCCCAAACAUCUUGCACAGCUCGCCGAAGCAGGACACGCGUAUCUGCACCUCUAUGGCACCUACUUCACGCAUCGAUUCGAAGAUUUCGGGGACUUCGAUAAUGUCACCCGUGCCAUCGAAGCAUACCAAUUAGCCAUGGAGGGCACAGACCAUUCUGAGCUCGCCUACGCGACAUAUGCUCAGGCUGCAGGCACGGCGUACACCACUCGGUUCACAUUGUUUGGAGACACCGCCGAUUUGGACACUGCCCUCUCCCUCUUGAACACAGCUGUCUCGCGGACCGAGGUUGAAGACAUCGCCCUCCCGGAGCGUCUUAGUCGUCUGGGUAUUGCCUAUCGACAUCGUUUCGCCUUUACAGGUGACCUCGUUGAUCUCGAAAACGCAAUCGUCAAUCAGCAACGCGCCGUACGACUUACCAGCUCAAGCCACUCCGACUUUGGUAACCGGUCAGUAGCUCUGGGAAUCUCCUUUGACACGCGGUUCCACCGUAAGGGAGAUCUCGCAGAUAUUAACCGCGCCAUCUUGAACACGCGCAGAGCUAUCAACUCGACCAGUGAACAUUACGAACGCGUCCCACUAUGGUUGAGCAACCUUGGUAUUUUCUACCAAGGACGCUUUCUCAGGACUGGUAUGAUCUCAGACAUAGACGAAGGCAUCAAUACUUUACACAGAGCAAUCCACCUCUCGCGUAAAAGCAACCCCAAGUUACAUCAAUGGUGGAACAGCUUGGGAAACGCCUACCGCCUACGCUUUUCCAAGACAGGUGAGGCGACGGAUAUUGAAAAGGCCUUAGAGUUCCAGACAAAGGCGCUGGAGAAUACUGGAGACGAGGAAAGGGUGAAGGCAUCGCAUCUUCGUAGCCUCGGUGAAACCUACUGGAGACGCUUCGAGGUGACCAAGAACCUCGCCGAUAUUGAUGCCGCUAUUGGCUACAUUCAGCAAGCCGUGGACUUGACUCCACUGCAGCAUGCCGGCCGUCCCCCGCGACUACAGUUGCUAGCAGUUGCACUAGAAAGCCGCUUCAAACACGCUAAGGAUAAAUGCGACAUCACAAAGGCCAUCUCACUGUUCCGCGAGGCAGCCACAUACCCCAUCGGCCGUCCAGGUACACGUCUCCGCGCAGCAAAAGAAUGGGGUCUCUUAUGUCGCCAUCAUGACCCUCCCCAGUCCUUGGAAGCCUUCAAAGUCCUCGUCGAACUCCUCUCCCAAGUCGCAGGGCUGGAAGACACAGUCCAGAAACGCCAUGAAACCUUGGUGAACAUUGCCGAUCUGACAAUGACUGCUGCAGCAACUGCAAUGGAUCAAGGACAAUUUGGUACGGCGGUCGAGUGGCUCGAGCAAGGUCGAUGCUUGGUUUGGAAUCAAAUAAACCAACUCAGAACACCUGUGGACGACCUCCGCGCACACGAUCCAGAUCUAGCAGAAAGGUUUUCGAAAGUCGCGCGGGCAUUGGAAGAGUCUGGGUCCCGUCAAGAAGAGGAAGCAUCGCCAAACGAAGUGGAUGCCACAGACGAACGAGUACAUUUCGUCGCCGCUCAAGAUGAAGUCCACUCCCACGUCAAACUCGCCAAGGAAUUCCAAACGAUCCUCGCGGAAAUACGGGCUCGACCAGGUUUCUCAGACUUCCUGCAACCACCACGGAUUUCAGACCAAUUGUCCAAGGUUCCUGAGGACAGCGCAAUCGUAACAUUUGUCAUGCACGAAGAUCGAUGCGACGCUCUCAUCCUGAGGAAAGGAUUGUCGGUACCCCUCCACAUUCCAUUGGAAAAGCUGACGCUGAAGAGAGCGGUGGCUAUGAAAGACGAUGUACGAGCGAUUUUGAUGAGAGGGGGUUUACGCCUUCGAGAAGUGAACCCGCAACCCGAUGGAGAGGAAGAUGACGAGACCCGCGGUUUCGCACCGCGACGCGCGCGUAAAGGCGAUGCGUUGAAGAAGAUACUGGAAGAGCUUUGGUUGAAAGUCGUAAAUGGCGUUGUUCGCGGUAUCUACGGCGAGAAGCUGCCUGAAAAUCCCGGAGAACGUCUGAGGGUCUGGUGGUGCCCAACCGGACCACUCCUUUUCCUUCCACUUCAUGCUGCUGGUAUCUAUACACAGGGGGGUUCUAGCGCACAAGACCUAGCAGUCUCAUCCUACACGCCUACGAUCAGCACGCUCCUUACCUCGCUCCGCAAAUCCCACAGCAGCAGGAUUGCAUUCCCGGCCCCACAUAACCUCCUCCUAAUCAGCCAACCCGCAACUCCCCAUCUGCCUCCAAUCCCAGGAACAACAGAAGAAACACGCUCAAUCCAAACACUAUUCUCCGGCAUCGCGCCGGCUACCCUUCUCGAAGGAUCAGAAGCUACGGUCUCCCGCGUCGCAGACGAACUCAAAUCCCAUUCAUGGGUCCAUUUUGCAUGCCAUGCAGUUCAGGACAUUGAUUCACUCCGAAGUGGUCUACACCUACACGACAGGCGCCUCGAACUGAUCGAUAUCAUGAAACAGAGAGAUACGCAGACGGAAUGGGAUUUGGCGUUUCUUUCGGCAUGUCAGACUGGGACAGGGGACGAGAAGUUGUCGGAUGAGGUGGUGCAUAUCGCUGCGGGGAUGCUGGUGAUUGGAUACAGAAGCGUUGUGGCGACGAUGUGGAGUAUCAAGGAUGCAUACGGGAAGGAUGUCGCCGUCGGAUUCUACGAGCGUCUGUUAAAUCAGGGCGUAAAGGGUGGACAAGGCCAGUCAGGCCCAGCUUGGGCCUUGGAUGGUGCCGUCAGAGAACUGAGGAGGAUAGUCGGAGACAAGGAAGAGGGCCUACUCGCAUGGGUCCCCUAUGUCCACUACGGGAUGUAG